Saccharomyces kudriavzevii IFO 1802 is the source of this 750-nucleotide messenger RNA. It is a transcript of the gene ISA1, whose product is annotated as Fe-binding Fe/S cluster assembly protein ISA1. Lineage: Eukaryota; Fungi; Ascomycota; Saccharomycetes; Saccharomycetales; Saccharomycetaceae. Gene Ontology annotation, biological process: iron-sulfur cluster assembly. Gene Ontology annotation, cellular component: mitochondrion; cytoplasm. The transcript has a single exon. Gene Ontology annotation, molecular function: 2 iron, 2 sulfur cluster binding. The record is from RefSeq and is a predicted model, not a curated record. The coding region runs from base 1 to 750 and encodes 249 amino acids.
AUGGUAAACAUAGGAAGCAGUGGCUCAGUGCUGCUGGCACGCAGGCUUCUUUCAACGGGAGGGUUUUGGCGAGGCGGUGCGAACGGUACAAUGUCUCGCACAAUGAACAACGUAAAUCCUUUCAAAUUAAGAUUCAUACCGAAGACAGCACCCACGAAUACGGAGGCAGCUUCUUCGGAUACUCAGCAUUCGAGCAAGAAGCCCUUCAAGUUCGUAGUCUCCAAUCAGAGCGCGACCGAGAAGGCCGCUAAAAGCCCGAAAUGGUCAAGUUAUGCAUUUCCCUCGCCCGAGACCAUCAAGUCGCAUGAGGAGGCCGUUAAGAGGCAGAGGAAUACUAUAGACGAGCAAAUGGCCGCUGCGGUGGCCAAGAGUGACUGUUCUUGCACAGAGGCUCCUAAGAAAAGAAAGAGGAAACUAAGGCCAACAAAGGCGCUCAUCACACUGAGCCCGAAGGCAAUCAAGCAUUUGAGAGGGCUUCUGGCUCAGCCGAAACCCAAGUUGAUUAGAGUUAGCGCUAGAAACCGUGGAUGUUCAGGGUUAACUUACGAUUUGCAGUACAUUACCGAGCCGGGGAAAUUCGAUGAGGUCGUAGAACAAGAUGGCGUCAAGAUCGUCAUUGACUCGAAGGCCUUGUUUAGCAUAAUUGGCAGCGAAAUGGACUGGGUCGACGAUAAGUUGGCCUCCAAGUUCGUUUUCAAGAACCCAAACUCGAAGGGUACCUGUGGUUGUGGCGAAAGUUUCAUGGUAUGA